Molecule: messenger RNA, 1143 nt
Organism: Diversispora eburnea
Lineage: Eukaryota; Fungi; Glomeromycota; Glomeromycetes; Diversisporales; Diversisporaceae
Source: the annotation of a GenBank genome assembly
AUGAUAGUUUCAGAGUUAAUGGAAGAAAAUGCGAAACUUUUAAAUCGAGUUAAUGAAUUAGAAAUUCAACUUGAAAAAUUAAAGUUAGAAAAGAAUUCUAUUCAGGAUAAGUUGAAUAAAUUAACUGAAUUAAAUAAGUUAAAUGAUGUGAAGGAAUUAAAUGAGUUGAAGGAGUCGAAUGAGUUAAAGGAGUCUAAGAGUGAUCAGAAUGACGAUAAUAAUAAGGAAAAGGGAUUAACGUUAAAAGAAUAUUUGAGAUAUGGUCGUCAGUUAAUUCUUCCAGGUUUUGGAAUUUCGGGACAAAUUAAAAUCAAAAAUUCAUCAAUUUUGGUUGUGGGGGCGGGAGGUUUAGGAGCACCGGCAUCAAUAUAUUUGGCAGCAGCGGGAGUUGGUACAAUUGGUAUAAUAGAUUAUGAUGAUGUGGAAAUUUCUAAUUUACAUCGACAAAUAAUUCAUAAUGAAUCAAGAGUUGGUAUAUCUAAAGUUCAAUCCGCUAAGAUGACAAUCGAAGGAUUAAAUUCAGAUUGUAAUUGUAUCGCGUAUAAUAUGGUUUUAGAUAGUUCGAAUGCUUUGGAUAUAAUUAAAAGUGGGAAACCAUUAGUAUCAGGAAGUGCAUUACGUAUGGAAGGUCAAUUAGUGAUAUAUAAUUAUCGAGGUGGACCAUGUUUUCGGUGUUUAUUUCCUAAACCUCCUCCACCCGAAACUGUUAUGAAUUGUUCUGAUAAUGGAGUCAUGGGAGUUGUUCCUGGUGUGAUUGGAUGUUUGCAAGCUUUACAAGCAAUUAAAAUUAUCGCUGAUGUCAACGGAAGCUUUAAUGAUUUACUUUUAUUCUCGGCCACUUCAUAUACUAUCUUUAAAUCAAUAAGAUUAAGACCCCGAAAAUCGAAUUGUGCAAUAUGUGGUGAAAAUCCUACCAUAAAAACUUUACAAGAUUAUAUUCAAUUUUGUGGUAGUGGUCCAUUGGAUAAGACUUAUAAUGAAAUACGUUUAAAGAAAAUUCCUCAUAUUCUUAUUGACGUGCGAGAACCUGUACAGUAUGAUAUUUGCAGUUUACCUGAUUCCUGGAUAUAUGUAGUUUGUCGUUAUGGUAAUGAUUCUCAACUUGGAGUUGAUAUUUUGAAAAAUAUAACAAAAGGGGAAUAA